Molecule: messenger RNA, 3576 nt
Organism: Anopheles marshallii
Lineage: Eukaryota; Metazoa; Arthropoda; Insecta; Diptera; Culicidae
Gene: Mat89Ba
Product: nucleolar protein 6
Exons: 4
Coding region: 1-3576 (1191 amino acids)
Biological process (GO): tRNA export from nucleus; rRNA processing
Cellular component (GO): small-subunit processome; UTP-C complex; CURI complex
Source: RefSeq, a predicted model, not a curated record
AUGAAUCGCGUCAAGAAGAAAUCGCCGGGAAGUUUGGGUAUGUUGAAGAAAAAGAAGGACAAAAAACGUCAAGUUCACGAAGAACCGGACAAUGAUUCGUACGACUCGAUGGUGGACAAUGGAACCGAUGAGGAUGAGGAUGCAGAUGAAGGUGACCGCAAUGGAAAAGCUGCUGGCGAUGGAGACGAAAGCAUGGACAGCGGGCUCGAAAGUGGUGCCUUCGUGCGAAUUACCAACCCAUCGAAGAAGGUGCUUUCAAAAGCCACGAAACGUAAAGUGUUGGCACACAACGAAGAGGAAGCGCACCGUAAACGUGUCAAAGCGAUGAAGGAACUGUACAAACCACCCACCGUGGAGGAGAUAAAUCGGUUGAAGGAAACGGAAAACUAUUACCACUCCAAUCUUUUUCGCAUGCAAACGGAGGAGAUGUUGAAGGAAGUGCGCGUUACGUCCAAGGUGGGCCGAUACGUGCAGGUGUGGCUUGAGCAAUUCAAAGAGUUUCUGAGAACGAUCGAAGAUGAGGCGAAUGAUCGAUGGUUGCUCGAACAAGACUACGACGGGUUCGAGUUUCCACUACAAACAACCGCUUCCCACCAACAGAUGCAGGAAGUUCUGGGCAAUGAACGGUUCCGAUUUCUUCAGCAGUGUCACAUACGCACUAUCGGUGGAUGCGAUGCAAUGUUGCGCACCUCGUUCGGUAAACCACUAGUGAUAGAUUUGCUACUGGUUAUGCCGGAAAAAUGCCUCCACAAGGAAGAUUAUCUAAACCUACGCUAUCACUACAAGCGUGCGCACUAUCUUUGCACGAUUGCAGAACACUUGCUGAAACAGUCCGGAAAGGAAAAGGUUGUCUCGAGCGUUCGUUUCGAACCACUAAAGGGAGAUCGCUUAAAACCAGUGCUCGUAAUGCGACCGUCUGAUGAAGAUUUUGAGAGAAAGGUGCUUUUCCAGCUGCAUGCCGUUGCCGAUGGAAGCCACUUCCCGAAGAAAAGAUUCCUUCCGCACCGAAACAAUGUGCGACCGGCAAUGAUCGGGAAAGGCGAGUCGAUUCCGACGGAGGAGUACGAGAACUUGCCUACGCCGCACUACAACGCUUCCAUUCUGUACGAUUUACGGUUGGCAAAAAAUGCCGAAAUGCUCGAAAGUAUAAUCCAGUCGGAUAGCGUACGGGAAGCAAUUAUUCUGCUAAAAGUGUGGAUCCGCCAGCGACAUUUCGAUCGGGGACGUUACGGUUUCGAUGGUGCAUUGGUGACGUUCUAUAUCGCGCAACUGUUGCAGAGCAAACGCAUUUAUCCAAACAUGAGUAGCUACCAGAUUAUUCGCCUAUUCUGGAACCAACUGGCAGGUAGCAGCUGGGAUAAGCAGGGAAUUUCGUUCGACAGCAGUAGUCAAGAGACGCUAAGCUCCUUCUUCCGUUACUACGAUGUGGUGUUCAUUGAUCCGCUAGGGAUGCUCAACAUUGCGGCUAACCUCCCGGUGGACCUGUACCGUCGCGUACGGCACGAAAGUGCACUGGCCAUUCGCAUGCUGGAUAAUCACAAAAUUAACUCCUUUCUGGCACUGUUUCUCGCGAACUAUCCGGCAUUCACGCAGUACGAUCAAAUCGUAACGGUGAACGAUUCCCGGCUCAUCGCAGCCACAAUCGAAUCGUUCGCGGAAGAUGUGGAUAAACUUGAUUACUUGGGUGACGCUCAGGCACUUUUCGUACGCAUCGUGGAACGCUUGCUGCGCAAAGGACUUGGUGCUCGCGUCUCAUACCUGGUACCGUUGGCAGUAAGCCUUAAACUGGGAGAGUGUGCCAUGACGGCAGAACCACGCUUGGUACUAGGGCUCUCACUUAACGGUUCGGAUGCAUUCAAUCUGGUCGAUAAGGGUCCGGAAGCGAUCGAUGCAGCUGCCAGCGAAGCAUUCCGUUCGUUUUGGCAGGGAAAAGCCGAACUGCGCCGCUUCAAGGAUGGUUCCAUCACGGAGUCUUGCGUGUGGGGUGAAGCGACCGAUCCGAUCGGCCAGAAGCGCUUGAUCGUACGAUCGAUUGUGCGGUUUCUGCUGCAAGCCCACCUGGACAUACCGGCUAAAAAGGUCGGAUACUUGGCCGCUCAGUUCGAGUCCGCCAUUACACCGUACCCUGCGAAGAUGCUGCACGAGACGAUCGAGGAGCGGUCGCUGGCCGUGAUACGAGCGUUCGAUGCGCUCGGUCGAAUGAUGCGCGAUUUGGAGAAGCUUCCGCUAACGAUCAACGCAAUACAUGGAACGGAUCCGGUAUUUCGGUACACCGAUCCGGAUCCACCCAGGCCGACGGCAAGCGGACUGCGCGUGAAUGGACAGUUGGUGUUUCUCAGUGGCAAACCGAUUCACGCAACGAUUCAGCUUGAAGCCAGCGGGAAAUGGCCGACAGAGUUGGAACCGAUACGUCGUUUAAAAGCAGCGUUCUAUCUGCGUAUUGCCGACAGCAUGACCCAGGUGCAGGGAACAUCAUCCACCGACAGACCACUGGCGCAAGCAUACAGUGACUAUUUGGAUGUGCUUUAUGAUAAGUAUCUCUUCCGGUUCGUGAUUAUCCAUCAGCGUGAAAUCAGCAUCCUACGCGAGUAUCUCUCCGACAACAAGGUGACGCGACUGCAACAGGAGACGGAAGAAAGCAUUGCGCUAGAGAUGCAGGCCACGAUACUGCCAAAGCUUACCGGCAUCUUGCACGGUUUACAUCAGCAAUACUUUUCGUUCGGUUCCGUUGCGGCCAUCGCGAAACGUUGGCUUUAUUCGCAGCUGAUCGACCCGUACCUGUGGCCGGACGAAUGUACCGAGCUGCUGCUCGCUGCCCUUUACCUCAACCAACCGUUGCAACCUCCGGUACAGCCGCAGGCGGGAUUCAUGCGGUGGUUGCAAUUCAUCGCGUCGACCGACUGGAGCAAAGAUAUGAUCGUGGUAAAUCUUAACGAUGAGCUGUCGAACGAAACGAUCGAUGAGCUGGAGAAGCAAUUUUACGAACGUCGGCAAACUUUCCCCCCGCUCACGAUCAUUACACCGUGCGAUGCGGGAAAGUAUGGAUUGUUUGGACGCAGGGCACCGACGGCAGAGAUACUGAACCGGGUGACAUUGCUAGCCCAGUCGGCCACACAACUAAUCGAGAUGAAUAUCCGUACGCUUCAGAGCAAAAUACAGAAUUUCUUCGUACCAUCAAUGGAAGGUUACAAUGUGAUUAUUCAUCUAGACAGCACGAUCGUAAUACCGAUUGGCAUACCCAGCUCGCACGAGGUAGGCAUUCAAAAGACACCGAGUCUGUUCGCGAAAUCUUCCGACAAGGAACCGGCGGCCGGUUUCGAUCCGGUGCACUUCUACCUGCGGGAGCUUCGGGACGCCUACCGCCAGUUUGCCAUCUUCUUUUACGAUCCGUGCGGUGGUGAUCGUAUUGCUGUACUGUGGCGCCCGCAAGCACUAGAGGAGAAACCUUUUACGAUUUCAAACGUAAAUGGAAGAAUGUUUACGAAGGAAGGAACGCUUCAGCUGAAUGUAGAUGCGCUAGUGCGUGACUUUGAGAUACUUGGUCAAGGACUGGUGCGUCAUAUUGAGAGACGAUAA